UUCAAAGACGUCGCCAUAGGAGUCAAGAAGCUGUACAGUUAGGAGGGAUGUGGGAACCGAUAGGAGUCAGACUGGGAGCCAGAUGGUGGGGUCGGGUUGAGACUGGGAUGGGAUCGGGAUGGGCUCGGGUUGGGAUCGGGAUCGGGAUCGGGAUGGGGUCGGGAUUGGAUCGGUUGAGGUCGGGAUGGGAUUGGGAUGGGAUCGAAAUGGGAUCGAGUUGGGAUCGGGAUGGGGUCGGGAUAAGAUCGGAUUGCGUUCGGGCCUACUGUAUGGUACCUUGUCACGGGCCAGCAAAGGGGCGACAACACUUGCAAAGGAGAUUAAAAGCUUGAGAGGAGCAUGGAGAAGACAAGACGAGCUUGGAAGGCGAAAGAGUGCUGCCCCAGUGCUUCAGACUGUUCAAAGUCAAUUCUCAAUAACCAGCUCAAUGGGAUCAGCCACAUCAGCAGCCUCAGCGGCAUCGGAGUGUGUACCUGGAUCAGCUAAUUCUGAGACCGGCCAGCUAGGGAUCUUGCCUAUGGUCGCAACAAAGCAGUGGUCAGCAGCACAGCUCUCUCGCUAUCGACCAAACUGGUUAACAAAGACAUUUAAGAGGUUUUCACAUGACCUGUCCAACAUGCGGACUAGUCUUAUGGGACAUUUGUUGCCACAUCCACCUCAUUAUGAAGAUGAGGAUCUCGAACAAACGCAGAAACUCCCUGCAGAUGACACUGUGGAGCGAAACACAUGGCGGGCAAAGAUGGCAUGGUUAGCUGUGAGGAUUGAGAAGCUUAUGAUGAGGGUCCUUUGGCGACGAGUCAUGAUGGUGUUUGUGCUAAUCACAAUCUUGUUCAUGGACUUGACAACAGCAGCACUACCAAAGGAAGCUGACCGCUAUGCACGAAUAAUUCUCACCGUCUUCUUCCUUGUACUGAUCUGCGAAAUGGUUGUCGCAUCAUGUGUCAUUCCAGGGUAUUUCCUGAAGCUCUUCUUCUGGAUGGACUUGGUAGGCACAAUUAUGAUUUUACCAGACCUUACAACAUGGGGGGUCUUUGGGUUCAUUCGAGAAAGACUUACUCUUCGACACAUCUCCAGGGAGAUCAGAAUACUCCGGCUUGCACGGUUGAUAUCAUUGCCCAAGUCAAAAGGUCCCAUUGAGCCCAGUAAUGUCUGGCGAAUUCUUUCACAGUUGACAACACAGAAGCUCAUCCUGGGGAUCAUGCUAAUGCUCAUCAUCAUCCCGUUCUUGCAUGUACAGAUCAAAGAUGGGGCUCCAAAAGUAUUUUUGAACACACUGGACUCUCUGCCGCAGUUUUCGGUCGACUUCAACGAAACGCUUGUAGAUUUUGAGAUCUUCAACCGGCGAAAUGGGUACAAGAUGCUGUUCAUAGGGCUGGCAGAGUCACCGUGCAAAUGUUUGAUUGAAAGGAAACUGCUUACCAAAACAACAAGUGGGAAUGGUGGUGAAUCGGCUGGAACGGGGGUGGAAUUACCUUGGGGUCCGGACUCUGCAGAGAGCAAAAGAGUGGACAAAGUGGAACCAAAAUCGCUCAAGGAAGCUAUACUGGCGACAGUACACAAUGUUUGCUUGGCCGACUCAAUGAGCAGCAUGUUGUUGGGAUCAGGGACACCGGACCUGAUGAGCGGCAUUUCUAAGGACGAAAGUAAUAAGGAGGUGACCCCAUGUACAUUACAGCACUAUGUGACAACUGUACGAGCUCCAAAAGCUCAGAAUGCUAGCAGCGAUCAGGGUUCAGCAGACCCUAGUUCAGCUGCAUCAAUUUUGACCGUCAGACCUAUGGAUGCAGCUGAAAAGGCCCGUACGUAUAAGGUGUUUCGAAAAGAGGAGUUGUGGCAUAUUCGAAGCAAACUCGGAGUUAGUGAAGCUUUAUUUAAUAUCAGAUAUGAGAGUCAGCUGGAUUCCAUCUUCGAGGAUGAUGAGCAAAGACUGAAGCUCAUGGAGGAACUACAUGAGGUCGGGAAAAACGCGGAAUUGGCCUUCUUGGAAAAUGCACAAGUCAGAGCGCAGCAGCAGGAGCAGACAAGAGGCAAGGAUGACAAAUCAAAUUUAAUGGAGGAGGGUGAGGGAGACAGCAUGGACUGCGAAGAAGGAAGGGGGGAUCAGGGGGGGGAAAUUUCUCCACAAAGAGAAAGGGAGAGUCAAGAGGGGAAGAGGGGUCUAACUCUCAAGAAGGAGAGUCGCAGCAGGGAAAAAGAAGACAAAAGACCCAAUCAGUGGAAGGGGUCAGGUGAGAAAGGGACAGGCAUUGCAGAUAAGAGUGAGGAGGACUUGACAGACAAGGAUCACCCAGGGGGAUCAUCACAACAAGAAGAGGACAGGGGCAGAUCUCAGGGGGCCCAGGGACACGUAACAGCGGAGGAAGAGGAAAGGGUAAGAGAAAGAGCGAGAAGGAGAGGGAUGCAAAACACUGAGAACAUGUCAGUGGAACAGAUACUGCAGGCAGAGGAGGACCAAGGAGAGGGUUCACCAGACAUAGAAAGCGAAGCUUCAUCAGAGGAGGAAGACGAAGAGGAGGAGGAGGAUCAGGAAGACGCUGACGUGGAGGACUGGACAAGGGAACGGUGGGUAAAAGAGGUGGAGCAGCUGGAAUGGGGGAGGACGAUUGAGUGUGAAAUCAGGCUGGCCCACUACAAACACCUGAGGAACCUUCAACAAGCCACUCAAGCAGGGGAAGACAUUACGUCAGAGAACAGGUUUGAACUGCUAAGGAGGGAGGGAGAAGUCAAUGAAUUCUACGCAUCUCAGUAUGCAAGAAAGUCCCGUACAGUAAGAAACGAGAUACACUUACAGCAGGAGGAAUAUGAGAGGAUAUUUCAGUGGCCAAAGUUCUAUCAUAGCAAGGAAAGAAAGAAGGACAGCAAGAAACGAAAGGCUCAGGCGGCAGAGGAUCAAAGCAGUGCAGUGGAGGUAAGAAAUGACCCAAUGAAGGGUCCUGCAUUGGAAGAAGAACAAGGGAAGGGAGAGAGUGAUGAGGAAGAGGUCCAGGAUCUGAGAAGGCAAGCCGCAAUCUUGGUGGUGCAGGUGAACUUGCUCAAGGACGAGAACAGGGAGUUGGAGGACGACACAGUGAAUGUACAAAAAAUAGCGACAGGACAGUGGAAGGAGAUUGAAGUCGCGGCCAGACUGGAAUCCAAAAACGGGAGGAGGAGAAAAGUAGUCCUUCCAUGUCGAUGGAAUGCAAGGCACUCAGACUGGGAAGUGGCAAUCAACCAAUCCUUACAGAUGCUAACAACCCCGACUGAGGAGUGUUCUGGCUCGGAUAUCCAGAAAUCAAUAGGGGGAGAGGUGCCUGCUCACGCAUUCAUAUUGAGAGAGGGAGGAGCGGAUCCGAUGGCGUUAGGAGAGGAAGGAGAGGAGGGGACAAUGACAUAUUUUGGUCCACUGUUACUCCAAAUGGGGACUGAUUCCGAGCUAAGAGAGGGCUUGAUUUGGAUGCCCUGGCACGUGGUGGAGACCAUUCCCUAUGGGUUGCUUGGGGGGGAACUAGGUGCGGAAUGGGUUGCAAGAUGCACAGCGGUGGCGACAAAAGUAGAGGCGUUUGCUUGGAAACCAGACUUCAUCGAGAAGAGGCAGCACCAACAAACUGAUGAUGAUGAUGAUGAUGAUGAUGAUGAUGAUGAUGAUGAUGAUGAUGAUGAUGAUAGCGAUGAUGAUGGUGAUGUCGAUAAUGAUGAUGAUGAUGAUGAAGAUGAUGAUGAUGUUGAUGAUAUUGAUGACGCAAUGAUGAUGAUGAUGAUGGUGAUGUCAGUAAUGAUGAUGAUGAUGAUGAUGAUGAUGAUGAUGAUGAUGAUGAUGAAGAUGAUGAUGCACAGCGCCCUAUGAUGACUACAAGAUGAUGAUGGUGUGAUGACGAGCACCUUGGAUGAGAACCUAAAGAUGAUGAUGAUGAUGAUCAACGCCCUAUGAUGACG
This is a messenger RNA of Chara braunii, 3912 nucleotides long. The record is from the annotation of a GenBank genome assembly. Lineage: Eukaryota; Viridiplantae; Streptophyta; Charophyceae; Charales; Characeae.